AUGCAAGUGGGCGAGUAUGAGUUGACCGUCAUUGACGUCACUCUUAUUGUCGUCAGUCUAGUGGCUCUCAAAAAAGUCUUCGGAUGGCUUCUGGCUCCGAAAGUGAACGAACCCAAAAAAUAUCAGGCAAGCCCGACGUCUUCUUCUCUAUCUUAAUAUUUCCAACUUCUUUUUUCAGAUAGACCUAUUAGAGAACAGAGAUCUGACUCUAGAAGAGGUGAAAAAGUUGCGAUGCGAAAAAAAGCAAUGUCUCGUUGUGGUCGGAAAGAAGAUUUAUGAUCUUUCUGCAUCGCGAGAGCUCUACGAAAACAAUCUAGCCACGUUCGAAGCGGAAAUCGGAUGCGGAUCAGAGUGGGAAGCGAUUUGUGAGCGGAAGUACCCUUUUGUGGGAAAACUAAAAGUUGAAUAAGCUAAACUCAAAAUUUUUGGUAAAUAGGCGGGUUAUUGCUUCUAUAUUUGAUAAAUAAAUAAACAGUUGUUUUCUAAUUUUUCACACGUUUCUCCAUUUUUCUUCACUGGUUGUUCAUUUACCAUGUUAUUUUUUUCCAUUGAUUUUCAGUGGAAUACAUCAAAUUACAGCCACACAAAAUGGCAAUGAUGUACCCGUUCCACGUGGCUCAGCCACCUCUCAACUGGUCCGAACACUUGUGGGUCACGGAGAUUUCGCCCGCCAAAGAGUCGUUCAUCACCACGAUUUGCGAGCAUCGACAAGCACAAUGGGUGAGUGUUUGAACAUAAAAUAUUUAAAAAAUGGUAAAUAAAUUUAGGACAAUCAAGAUCUGCUCCGUCAUCUGCAAGACAGCGUGGCGGUCAUAAAGGGAGAGGAUCAGCGUCAACCGGCUCAGCCGGCCGCCCCAAAUGCGAACGCCAACGCUCAGAACUGA
Molecule: messenger RNA, 884 nt
Organism: Caenorhabditis sp. 36 PRJEB53466
Lineage: Eukaryota; Metazoa; Nematoda; Chromadorea; Rhabditida; Rhabditidae
Source: the annotation of a GenBank genome assembly